Messenger RNA from Enhydra lutris kenyoni (northern sea otter), 1319 nucleotides. Its product is annotated as ubiquinol-cytochrome-c reductase complex assembly factor 3. The transcript is spliced from 2 exons. Gene Ontology annotation, biological process: mitochondrial electron transport, ubiquinol to cytochrome c; mitochondrial respiratory chain complex III assembly. Bases 419 to 688 code for a protein of 89 amino acids. The record is from RefSeq and is a predicted model, not a curated record. NCBI's taxonomy places the organism in Eukaryota, Metazoa, Chordata, Mammalia, Carnivora, Mustelidae. Gene Ontology annotation, cellular component: mitochondrial inner membrane.
AGGGAAUUUAGAGGGGGUGAGUAGAUUGAUAUGUGUAAGCAUCUGGCUGUCCAGUACCUGCUGUUCUGAAAACGCACAAAUCAUUGUAGGAAACUACAGAGCACAGAAUCGACCUGGAAAUUCCAGAACUAGGCAACUGCAAACCCCACAGCAACCAGGCCGACAAUCCCGUUUUGAAUUUCCUGACAGUGAGCCCAGAGCUUGACCCUCGAUGCCAACACUUCGGGACACGCUCAACAUCCCCAGCCCUUUCAGACCCAAGCGCUUUGGGCCGACCAGGCCCUCUCUAGCCCGGCUCCUUCUCUAUGGUCUCCGCUGCGGGCCGCUCUAGCCUGCGCGGGAGGCGGUGAGACGCCGUGGACGGCUUCCCAGGCGGCGAAAGCUACAGAGGGCCUCUGCGCUGGCCGCCCGGUCGGCCAUGGAGGCUUUGCGCAAAGCGCUGAUCGUGGGUGCCCUUCUGGGCGCGGGGGCUGGCGUUGGCUCCGCGCUCUUUGUCCUCGUGACCCCGGGAGAGGAGCAGAAGCAGGCGAUGCUGAAGGAGAUACCCGAGCAGGACCCGCGGCGCAGGGACGAGGCGACCAGAACCAAAGAGUUAGUGCUGGCCACUCUGCAGGAGGCAGCGACCACGCAGGAGAACGUGGCCUGGAGGAAGAACUGGAUGGUCGGCGGCGACGGGAGGUCAGCGUGAGCCCGGACUUCCCUCGUGGGCGCUGGCACCUUCCUCCCGCGGAGUCCGGCGCGGCCUUUCUCCCCCGUAGUCCCGGUAGGGAGUCCGGACCCGGGAUGCCGCGCGCCCAGGCCUCCUUGAGGCCCCGGGAGCGGCUGCGGGGUGAGCACGUCCCGCCUCCACCCGCAGGCGCUGCACUGAUAGCACUUUCCCGUCCUGCGUCGCAGGCCAGGGCGUGGGAUGUGGCCAACUGAAGGAACCAAUAAAUCACGUUCCUCUGUCCGGUCAGUAAGCCCUGCGGUCUGUGUCUAGAGUGUUCUGGGGAUCCGUGUAGGGGACGCGGAUGACUGUGGGUCCCACCGGCCCUGCAACGACCACGUUUUCCAAACACAAGCCAGGUCAUGUGGUCUGAGUGGCCAUUCGGUGAUAACCAGGAGACAUUCUCGAAAUCAGGACUAUCCUGGAAAAUCCUGUAGCAGUAGAUGCCCAUGGAGGACACCUUGGGUGAAGUUGGAGAGGGGCUGUUGGUAUUAGCAUGUGCGGUGAUGCUUUCUGGGGCUGCCGAACCGUUGGAGGCCAAUUUAAAUUGCCGAGUGAAAGGAGCGUGCUUUGAGUCAGAUCUUGAUUAAAGUCCUGCCUAUUACAAAACCUU